CCAGUACGGUCACACUGCUCGGUGCAGAACUUUUAUGCCGGCGGACGCACUUCAUCUGUUUGGGGGGAAAACAGAAUAUAGAACCCAAAAUGAGCGAUGAGGGGGAAAGUAAAUCGGAGCAGGUGGAGCAACCCGAAACGAAGGAAAUAGCCGAGGAAAGCAAGGAGAAAGUUGAAGAGGACGAAGCAGCAGAGCCAAUCUCGGGCAGCAUUUCAGCCCCAGAAGUUGAGACCCAGCCCGCAAAAGGUGAAACCCAAUCGGAUAGUCAACCAGGUGAGACAGAGGAAGCACCAUCGCAGGACUUUGCCGCCUACGAGGAGCACAUGACCUAUGCAGCUGAUGGUGGGGCCAUCUAUACGGAUCCCAGCACCAAGCAGAAAUACAGGUGGUGCACCACACAAAACAAUUGGCAACCACUGAGCGCCGACGAGGCUGCCAGUGCGGGGGAUCUCUACGAGAACGAGCACUACAAAUGGUGUCCCAAAACACAGCAGUGGCUGCCCAAGAAACAGGAAACCGAAACGGAGCACUACAAGUGGGAUGAUGAGCAGAAGAAGUGGAUGCCCAAGCAACCGCAACCCGGUCAGGAGGGGGUCUACGGAGUGGACGAGCAGGGCGAACGUACUUACACAGACAAAGACGGAGCCGAGUUCUUUUGGGAUGCCGCCAAGAGUGCUUGGUUUCCCAAGAUCGAUGAUGACUUCAUGGCCCGCUACCAAAUGAACUACGGCUUCAUUGACAACACAUCGGCGGGGGAGAAGGAGAAGGCUGAUAAGGAGGCGGCCGAGGCCAAGAGAAAAGAGGAGGAACUGAAGCGGAUGACGGCUGAGGCAGAGGAGGCAAUGGCCAAGGAUAGUACGGCAGCCACGGCAGCUCCCACUGGCAAGCGGAAGGUGCAAGAGCCACCAAAAUGGUUCGAAAUGGAUCCGUCGCAGAACACCAAGGUGUAUGUCUCCAAUUUGCCGCUGGACAUCACCAUGGAUGAGUUUGCCGACCUGAUGGGCAAGUGUGGCAUGGUCAUGAGGGAUCCGCAGACCCAGAAGUUCAAACUGAAACUGUACGCCGAGAAAGAUGGUCAGAUCAAGGGCGAUGGUCUUUGCGAUUACAUCAAGGUGGAAAGUGUCAAUCUGGCGCUUAAAAUCCUGGACGAGUAUAAUUUGCGGGGCCACAAGAUUCGGGUGCAGAGAGCUCAGUUCCAAAUGCGUGGGGAGUACAAUCCCGCCCUGAAGCCCAAGCGAAAGAAGAAGGACAAGGAGAAAUUGCAAAAGAUGAAGGAAAAAUUAUUCGACUGGCGGCCAGACAAAAUGCGUGGCGAGCGCUCAAAGAAUGAGAAAACAGUCAUCAUUAAGAACCUUUUCACCCCGGAACUCUUCGAAAAGGAGGUGGAACUCAUCUUGGAGUACCAGAACAAUCUGCGUGAAGAGUGCAGCAAGUGCGGCAUGGUCCGCAAAGUGGUCAUCUAUGACCGCCAUCCCGAAGGCGUUGCCCAGAUCAACAUGUCGUCGCCGGAGGAAGCCGACCAGGUUAUCCAAAUGAUGCAGGGACGCUAUUUUGGCCAGCGACAGCUAAGUGCCGAGUCCUGGGAUGGCAAGACCAAAUAUAAAAUUGAUGAAUCAGCUGUGGAGGCCCACAAACGCCUCUCCAAAUGGGAUGAGUUCCUGGCAGAAGAAGAAGCCGCAGCAGGGAAAGCAGCAGCAGCAGCAGGGGAGGAGGAAAAGGAGGAUGAUGACUCGCCGGACAACCAGCUGUUGCCCGGAGAUGCCACCCCUUAGACUCAAUUUACCUGCGA
Molecule: messenger RNA, 1789 nt
Organism: Drosophila elegans
Lineage: Eukaryota; Metazoa; Arthropoda; Insecta; Diptera; Drosophilidae
Gene: barc
Product: HIV Tat-specific factor 1
Exons: 8
Coding region: 90-1772 (560 amino acids)
Biological process (GO): mRNA splicing, via spliceosome
Cellular component (GO): U2-type spliceosomal complex; U2 snRNP
Molecular function (GO): RNA binding
Source: RefSeq, a predicted model, not a curated record